UUCAAGGUCCGACCCAGAAAGAGACGUAACCGACGGAGUAGGCAAAGCCCUAAAUAGCUCAAUCGAUGAACUCUGAAGUCUUCAAUGGCUACGACGAGCGGACUCGACGCCUCAGGUACGGUAAAUGAGAUCAAUGGGUUAUCAAAUGAGUCUGUGAAAGAAACUAGUCCCAUUUCAAACUCCAAGGCAGAACCAGAAGAAAAUAAAAGUAAAGCUCGGGUAGAUGCUAUGUGGGAGCAAAUGAAUAAAGGCCUACCUAAUAAGACGCUCAAAAUUUUUUCAAACAAGCAUAGUUCGAUUGUGAAUAAAAACUCAAAGAAUUCAUCCAAGAAUUUGAUGGCGUAUCUGGGCCUGGCACCAAAGAAUACAAUAUCUCCUGGACAACAUGUACUGCCGAAGGAACCUGGUGUCAUGCAGGAUAGCACCAGUGAUGAGGAAAAGAGGCUUGCUGCUGCUGCUGCUCUUUCAGCAGUUAAGGAUGCUGCAGAGGCCAAGAUGCCUGCUGCUGCUGCUGUUGUUUCAGGAGUUAAGGAUGCUGCAGAGGCCAAGAGGCGUGCUGCUGCUGCUGCUCUUUCAGCAGUUAAGGAUGCUGCAGCUGCUGCAGCAAGCAGGGGGAAAGUUGAGAUCUCUGAGGUUCGGGACUUUGCCGGGCAAGAAAUUGAAGUCAAGAAGCUUGUUGAUGCUGAUUCAAAGGAGGCUUCUGAAAAAGCUAGAGGUUCUGCAUCUUCUGCUGUUGAUGCUGUACUUGAACAAAUCAAGAAGAAACCAAAGCUCAGUGUGCUUGACAAGUCAAAAAAGGAUUGGGGGGAGUUCAAGGAUGAAAAUAAGGGGUUGGAGGAUGAAUUGGAUGCUUACAAGAAGAGCUCAAACCAGUAUUUGGAUAGGGUAUCCUUCUUGCAACGAACAGAUUACCGGGAGUUUGAGCGGGAGAGAGAUGCACGGCUGGCUCUGCAGGCCAGGAGGAGGCCAGAUAUGCGGGAGGAGCCAUGAUGGCAUGAGACUCAAAUUUCUCCAUAGUUGAUGGUUUGUACCAUUGCCUUGUAAAAAUUGCAAAGAGGAGAGAUGGUGGAGAGUUGCUGAUAAUUUUUAUGAAGGUCUUUGCUUUCAAAGAGGAAAUAAGACCUUCGAUAUUGUUGGUGGGGAUAUGAUGCGUGUAGGUUUUAUAAAUCCUCAACAGGUAUUGGGAUUUCCUUUUAUAGGAUCAUUCCGAGGCCAGAAUAAUAGGCUUUUAUUGAAUAUCAGCAAAGUAUUUGUCCUCUUAUUUAAUUUUUUUUUGGUGGGAUUGUGGGUCUCAUGUUUCUUAGAGCUUGAGGCAUGCACUACCACUUGAUGAAACAUAAAGGAUGACAUUUCGUUUCCUUCGUCUAACCCUUCAUUAUUUCUUUC
Messenger RNA from Alnus glutinosa, 1386 nucleotides. RefSeq lists its product as uncharacterized. The transcript has 5 exons. Lineage: Eukaryota; Viridiplantae; Streptophyta; Magnoliopsida; Fagales; Betulaceae. The record is from RefSeq and is a predicted model, not a curated record. The coding region runs from base 85 to 990 and encodes 301 amino acids.